Messenger RNA from Penicillium psychrosexuale, 1287 nucleotides. RefSeq names its product T2 family ribonuclease. Gene Ontology annotation, molecular function: ribonuclease T2 activity; RNA binding. The transcript has 6 exons. Lineage: Eukaryota; Fungi; Ascomycota; Eurotiomycetes; Eurotiales; Aspergillaceae. Gene Ontology annotation, biological process: RNA catabolic process. The record is from RefSeq and is a predicted model, not a curated record. Bases 1 to 1287 code for a protein of 428 amino acids. Gene Ontology annotation, cellular component: extracellular region.
AUGAUACCAGCGAUGAUGCGGGGAUCGUCACAACAGCUCAUGGGGAUUCCCGGACCCCAGAAGAUCCUCAAGACCGUCGGCUCACUCUGGCUUUCGCAAACUUCAAAUGAGAGUGAUAAUCUCAGAACUUCAUCAUCAUGCCCUCUCUCGGAAAUUAGUUGCCAGGCCAACUUCCACGGUCAAGACACCUGCUGUUUCAAUUACCCCGGUGGUCAAAUGCUGCAGACGCAAUUCUGGGAUGUCGAUCCUCCACUCGGUCCUGAAGAUGCAUGGACUAUCCAUGGACUAUGGCCCGAUCACUGCAACGGCGGCUUUGACCAAUUCUGCGACUCCAAACGCAAGUACAGCAACAUUUCUCUGAUUAUAGUGGACGCGGGCCGGGGCGACUUGCUUGAAUACAUGAGCGAGUAUUGGAAGGAUUUCCGGGGGGAUGAUAACAAUCUGUGGCAACAUGAGUGGAACAAGCACGGCACUUGCGUCAGCACCCUGGAACCAGAUUGCUACGAGGACUAUCUGCCUCAACAGGAUGUCGUGGACUACUUCGACAAGACUGUUGAGGUUUAUAAGGAGUUGCCUUCCUAUGAGUUCCUGGCCAAUGCUGGCAUCAUACCAUCUCAAACACAGACCUAUGCUCUUGCCGAUAUUGAAGCUGCACUAGAACAAGCCCAUGGAGACCCGGUCACUAUCCGUUGCCGAAAUGGUGCCAUCAAUGAGAUUUGGUACUAUUUCAAUAUUGCAGGAAGUCUCCAAUCAGGGGAAUUCAUCCCUGCUGGACCAGGUCGGUCAAACUUCAAACUCGCGUUGUCAGAUGGCCAGAAGUCCAAUUGCCCUUCCAGGGGAAUCAAGUACCCACUGAAGCAUGCUCGGCCGGAGCCGACCCGGACGACGACCAUAGGUAAUCCAGAGCCCACGGCGCCAGGAACUCCAUUUGCAGGCCGAGGUAACUUGAUUGUUGAGAGGCUUAACCGAAAGCAUGGCUGUAUCAUCAGCUUCGGAACUUGGUUUUCUUCAGGGACCUGUGCGACUUUCCGGGCCGAAAAGCUAUCAGGUGAUGUAUUUACUCUGAAUUCUAGCAAGGGGCCCUGUGCCUUCGAGCGAGACGCCCUUACUUGCGGACCACACGUCAACAAGCCCAGCGAGUUCACCGCCAAGGAUGGUAAACUCGCCUACAGUGAUCACACUACUUUCUAUGCCCAAAAUCCUCCCAAGGGGCGUACACAAAGUAACGUGUAUGCUUCGCAAGGGGGACGGCCUAUUGAAAUUGAGAUUACCUGGGUCUCGAAGUAG